AUGAAUGACGCUGUGAUAUCUUCGAGUUCGCUAGAGGAAGUACCGGCCGAUGCCAAAAGUGCCAUCUAUAAAGAAAAACAAGAUGAACACUUGCAAGCCGCCAUCGAAGCCAAGAGUAUGGUAGCCAACGAACCAACUGAUGAAAAGCUCCAAUCUCAUGCGAACAGCAACCUCUUAAGAGAAACAAAAUUGUUGAGAGAUACUUUGGAUCUUUUAUGGCAUCAAACUGCAGAGCAAAGGAAUCUAUGCCAAGAAUUAGAACGAGAGAAUGAGUAUUUACAGGAAUACAUCGGUAACUUGAUGACGUCCAGUAAUGUCCUAGAGAAAUAA
Molecule: messenger RNA, 330 nt
Organism: Torulaspora globosa
Lineage: Eukaryota; Fungi; Ascomycota; Saccharomycetes; Saccharomycetales; Saccharomycetaceae
Gene: SLO1
Product: Slo1p
Exons: 1
Coding region: 1-330 (109 amino acids)
Source: RefSeq, a predicted model, not a curated record